CCCAGCCCCAGCCCCGGAGCGACCCGCCCGGGCCGCCCCGCCCCGCCGGCACCAUGAUGGAGGAGAUAGACCGGUUCCAGGUGCCCACCGUGCGCGCCGAGAUGCAGCCGCUGGAUCCAACAGCUGCAUCUAUCUCAGACAGAGACUGCGAUACAAGGGAGGGAGAGACUGUAGCCAUGAACUAUAAACCAUCCCCACUUCAAGUGAAACUAGAGAAGCAGCGGGAGUUAGCUCGUAAGGGUUCCCUGAAGAACGGCAACAUGGGAAGCCCAGUUAAUCAGCAGCCCAAGAAGAACAAUGUGAUGGCUCGAACAAGGCUGGUUGUUCCCAAUAAAGGCUAUUCAUCACUAGAUCAGAGCCCAGAUGAAAAGCCACUGGUAGCACUGGAUACGGACAGCGAUGAUGACUUUGACAUGUCCAGAUAUUCCUCUUCAGGUUAUUCUUCAGCUGAGCAGAUCAACCAAGACUUGAACAUCCAGCUGCUAAAGGAUGGCUAUCGGUUAGAUGAGAUCCCAGACGACGAGGACCUCGACCUAAUCCCCCCUAAAUCAGUCAACCCCACCUGCAUGUGCUGCCAAGCCACCUCCUCCACCGCCUGCCACAUCCAGUAAUGAGGACGGCAGGCUGUGAUCAGUGCUUUCCACUAUAACUGUAAAACUUAACAGCCAUUGCUUCCUCCUAUGGUAGGACGUGCACCUCUUUGUGUUCAUGGAGCCAGGAGAAACCAAAACUCCAUUUUAUGAUUGGUUGAUGAGUUAUUUUAAGCUAUGGUUAACAGACAUGAGCUGCUCCAAGUGCCAGGCUGGAGUCUGGGCAAUUGGCUGGUCUGGAAAGCUAAUACAAAUGGAUCCAGUGAUCCCUGGGUCUGGGCAGGCUCUGGGUAUGAUUUGUAAAGUGUAUGUACUGGAUUGAGAAGGAUCAGAUGUGGCUGCAGUUAAUCCUAUCCGUCAACUGAGUCUAAGAUGUAAGGUCGUCUUUCUAACCCGGGGAAAGGUCAUUUUUUAAUUCAUUCACUGAAACGGAUCAGUUUGUGCCAACCAAAAUUGUACCUGAAUAGGAACAGAGUGGAGUAUUCUAGACUAUGGCAGUGCUGCCGGCAAGGAUCAAUAUACCCUAGAAAUCAGUUACACACAAACCGUACAUGUAGGUGGAAUUUCAUACGGGGUUAAUACCAAACUUUACUUGGACUAUCAUGUCACAGAUCUGAUGUAACCGACUGUUAUUUCCAUUUGAGAUUAGCACCAAACAGAUAAAAUUCUGUCCACAAUCCAUCCAUGCCCCUCCUCAUUCAGUUUACUCCCAGGAGUAAACAUACCAUAUCCAUGAAUUCAGUCCAGUCAUAUUUAUUGGGUUUUGCCUCCAGUGUUUAAGGGGAAUUUUUGGGGCCCAGCUGCUGGCAAAAAUCACAGUCCUUGUCCAUUUAAGUAAAAAAUAUGUGUAUACCUAGGAAGAAUCAUAAUGAUACAGUCUUAAGGUCAAAACCCAAAAAGCAAGUUGAAGAAAGCACAUGGUUUUUACAGUACACAGAGGUUCAUGUUAUCUUGACUUUGAGCCUAUUGAAGAGAUUUACCAACACUGGAUGUCUGUGUAUUUAGUGUUGCCAUAUGUUAGCAGGAUCGGGAAUUUCCAGCAGCGAGAGGAUUGAGCAGGUUCCCAUCAUGAGACGCGCAAGGGAAGCUGCUGUCAUCCCAGCUCUGCCCUCUUCUGAGCCAGCCUUAGCUGGUGUUAGGGCAGUGCUGGAAGUGAAGGAACAGUUGUGUUUGCACAAUGCUGUUCGUGUUCAGGAAACAUGUCUCUAAGAUCAGUAGAUUUACUCCAUCGCCAAUUCAGGUUUGUUUUUAAGGCCAGUGAAUUUCCUGAAUUACGAACCAUAUUGGCCUCCUGAUAUUUCUUUUAAGCUUUUGGUGCAAAAGGUGCCCAAGAGUCAGGUGAAUGUAGGGCCUGCGCUUAUUAUGCCAUCAGAUUAAAUUCCUUGACAUGAAGCAUGACAGCAUAUUCUUCUGCUUCGUCAGGAGAGACAGAAACUACUAACCUUGCUUUCAGUGCUUGCUUCGGGUAUUGGUGAUGAAAAUAUUUGAGGAAAACUAAACCAUUUUUCCAUUUAAACUUCUCCUGGGAAUUCCUUCAUAAUGCAACACAUAUGCUUAAAUUUCACCUUCCUGGAUUAUAAAAUCCUUGUGUGAAAGUUAGAUGCAGUCAACUGAAUCUUUAAAAGGACACUGUCAGCUGCUUUUAAUAGCUUGAAUCAGUGUUGGCUUUUACUCUGUGUAUGGCAAGAUGCAGCAUACUCUAGUGGUCUGAGCACAGGAUUAGAGCACUGGGUUCUAGAGCACCACUCCACCACUCGCUUGUGUGGCCUUGAGCAAACCACUCAAACUGUGUUUUCCCACUCUGUAAAAUGGCAGAGUACUUACCUACCUCACAGGACAUUGUGAGGAUAAGUUGCCAUAGUUUAUAGCACUUUACAUCUAUAAGUGCUAACUGCCCUUUGCAAAUCCUCCAAGACUUCUGGAAACUGAAUAUUUCCCUAUUCAUCUUGCCCUUUUUAAUCACUUGGCAACUAUUGAGGUGGAAGUUUUCCCAAACAUUUCUAGAGAAGCACAAAGCGUCAGCCAUCGUGUGCCCGCUUCAUCUAUGAUGCCAGCAGAAAUGGUGCUCAGCUUUGGGAAUAACUAGGCAGAAGAGGAGCUCCCACAAAACGAUACGUGUAGAGAGAAGAUGGCUUUUGAUUCUUGGGAGUAAUGAGUGGGGAAUGUGGCCAAAUUUUUUUUAAGUCAAAUUUUGUACUAAAAUUAUUUGACAGUGUCCCUUUAAAGGGCUGUAUUAAUAGAGGCUUUCAGACUGCUGACUAAAACUUUAUAAACUGGGACUACAUAGUAUAGUAUUCAUACGAACACCAACAUCAUCAUCAUAGUCAUCCUCUGGGACAGUUUUCAUCACAUCAAACACAGCUGCUCAAACUUUGCCCAGCUGGGAGCAUUGCCUGUUAGGGGUCUGGUGCCCCUAGUUGGUAUUUAACUACAAUGGCAUGGCCUGUGCCAGACUACAGGUCCCAGCAUGCAAAGCCUCUGUGCUUAUACCUAGCGUGUCCUGGUAUGCAGAUCAAGAUGGAGCACUCCAUGCUGGGAUUAAUAGUCUUCAUAGGCUGCCCCACCAUAUUAAAGAAGAGACCUCACUUGCUGAUGUGCUGACUAUUGCCCCAAGUUAGCAGGAACAAAUGCUUUUAUUUCUUCUCGUUUACAUUUUUUUCGGCCUCCUGCCCCAAAUGCAUUAUUUUAAUAGCCCACUCCACUCCACCCCCUGCAGGCACACACCACCUUUUGGGCUGUGAAAUAAACACAUGCUUCCAGUUUACCCCUUUAGGAUCUGGGUGAGAGAGAUGCUCAGUGUUUGGGGAAGAUAGGGAGGUGAAGACUAUGUUUAAAUAUUAAUGACACUACAAGUACUUUCAUGGUAUCUACAAACCAUUCUCCAUGAUGGGCGCUUUCUGCAGUUGUAAGGAAAUGCCAUGCUGAGUUUGUUUCAUUCCCCAUUCACAGAGGGGUUUGGUUGCACAAACAGCUCUCUUGGCAUGAUCAGUGCAAAUCCAUAAAAUGGAAACUUUUGGCUUCUCCUCACUCUGUGCUUUGUGUCCAUGUAUUUCACCAGGGGGAUAAACUAGACGGGGUAGAAAGAAAAGCAGUUAUCAAUGUAGGGUUGGAUUCAGGAAAUGCAUUGAGAAAAUGCAUGUGGCUAUUACAGAAAGUUGACCAAUAAUCCUGCUCCACUAUGGCUUGUCAUGCAGAAUAUGAACUUCUUGUUGUUUAAAAAAAAAGAGAAGGACUCUGUUGGGAGGUUGGGGAGGGGUAUUAAUCUUAAAAAUGGCUAGUUAAGCCUGGCUCUCCCUGCAUGGCCUCAUGUCCCAGCCUUUGAUUCAGUGGGUGGCUUCUCUUGCCUCAUGCCAAUCAAACGAGUAUAUUAAACUGUACCAACAGUCCCUGGCAAUGUACGUGGAGAUUCUGUAGCACUGUUUCUCAGCCCCAGGAGACGAGGGAAGAAAAGGGAGGAUGUCUCUCACUUUCCACUUCAGCUGGAGAACACAUUUAUAAAACUGCCAGAGUGUUCUCAUAGAAUCAUAGAAUAUCAGGGUUGGAAGAGACCUCAGGAGGUCAUCUAGAUGCCUCUAAAAUCAAAGCAGGACCAAUUCCCAACUAAAUCAUCCCAGCCAGGGCUUUGUCAAGCCUCACCUUAAAAACCUCUAAGGAAGGAGAUUCAACCACCUCCGUAGAUAACCCAUUCCAGUGCUUCACCACCCUCCUAGUGAAAAAGUUUUUCCUGAUGUCGAACCUAAACCUCCCCCACUGCAACAUGAGACCAUUACUCCUUGUUCUGUCAUCAGCUACCACUGAGAACAGUCUGGAUCGAUGCUCUUUGGAACCCCUCUUCAGGUAGUUGAAGGCUGCUAUCAAAUCCCCCCUCAUUCUUCUCUUCUGCAGACUAAACAUUCCCAGUUCCCUCAGCCUCUUCUCAAAAGUCAUGUGCUACAGCCCCCUAAUCAUUUUUGUUGCCCUCCGCUGGACUCUCUCCAAUUUUUCCACAUCCUUGUAGUGUGCAGCCCAAAACUGAACACAGUACUCCAGUUGAGGCUUCACCAAUGUCAAGUAGAGGGGAAUGAUCACGUCCCUCAAUCUGCUGGCAAUGCCCCUUGUCAGCAGACUGCUUGAAGCAGAGCACUUGAUAUCCCAAUAUAUCCCUUAUUUCAAGGUGACUGUAGUCACACUAAGCCACGUGGCGUUCUCAAGAAGAGCCUUUCUUUGUCAAAAGUUCCAUCUUCCAACCCCAAACUCUCAAGGGCCACAUUACAACUCCGCAUAGGGCGAAGGCCUGUGUCACCAUUAGCUGAAAUUAUCAUGCAGAUGCUGUUUGCCUGACAAUUUGGAAAAUGUUCUUAUAUUGACUCUUGGGCCCCACAAAUUUAUGUCCACUUGAUGCCUCUAAAAUCAAAGCCCUUCUGUUUGAUGCAUAUUAGGGUUCUUAAUUUUAGUCAUCAUAAAAUGAUGGAAUUUAAUCACAUCCCUUCCUGUCUGUCUGGUGUUAACUUUCAUAUUGACUUUAGUAUGCGAGGCCUCAGCGUACAGAUUUGGCUCGCCAUCUGGGAUGAAGACUGCCCUGUUUCCAAAGAUUAACACCAGAAAUAGUUCAUUCCCCUGUACGUCCACUAAUGUUAUAUACGCCACCAUGUACCAGCAAUGCCCCUCUGCUAUGUACAUCGGCCAAACUGGACAGUCCCUAUGUAAAAGGAUAAAUGGACACAAGUCAGAUAUUCAAAAUGGAAAUAUACAAAAACCUGUCCAAAAUAUACAAUAUACAAAAACCUGUAGGAGAAUACUUCAACCUCCCUGGCCACACAAUAGCAGAUGUAAAGGUAGCCAUCCUACAGCAAAAAAACUUCCGGACCAGACUUCAAAGAGAAACUGCUGAACUUCAGUUCAUCUGCAAAUUUGACAGCAUCAGAUCAGAAUUAAAGACUGUAAAUGGCUAGCCAACUACAAAAGCAGUUUCUCCUCCCUUGGUGUUCACACCUCAACUGCUAGAAGAGGGCCUCACCCUCCUUGAUUGAACUAACCUCGUUAUCUCCAGCCUGAUUCUUGCCUGCAUAUUUAUACCUGCCUCUGGAAAUUUCCACUACAUGCAUCUGACGAAGUGGGUAUUCACCCAUGAAAGCUCAUGCUCCAAAACAUCUGUUAGUCUAUAAGGUGCCACAGGACUCUGUUGCUUUUUACCAUAAAUAGGGAAUCUCUAUAUUUUUGCCUCACUGGGAUGGGCAAGUGACAGUCCCCAAGUGGCAGAAAAAAAAAAGAAGCCGCGAUCGCGAUCGGUGGCAGCUCCACUGUGCCUCUUUCUUCUUCGGCGGCAGUUCGGCUGCACGUCCUUCCCUCCGAGAGGGACCGAGGGACCCGCCACCGAAGAGCCAGACGUGCCACCCCUUCCCCUGGGCCGCCCCAAGCAUCUGCUUGCUGCGCUGGUGCCUGGAGCCGGCCCUGCUCACAAGCUUCUCAACCACUGUGCUAACUUAGCAAUGCACACUGGAUAAUGGAGCAGAGGGGGCUUCCUGGUCCACUAGCCAGUAGCCCUGCUUUAGUCCUCCUGGUGCCCUUUUUCCAUGUUGCAGGUACAUGUACGGAACUCUUUUGAAGGAAGGAAGCUUGAUGUCAUCUAACUAGGCCCCUGGCCUUAAACUUGUCUGAAGAGAUGUUUUCCCAGCUAUGAAGCCAAUCCUCAAGAAGGGAGAGCCUGCUGAGUCCUUCUCUGCAAUAUGUUGCUUACCGCAUUACUUACCUGGAUUGAAUUUUAGAUGUUGUAUCCUUCAGCUAGGCUCUUCUCUGUAAUCUUUUCCUCUGCCCUUCCUGCCAGCUUAUUUAUUCUAUCAGACCAUGUGCCUUUGGGUCUGAUGUGCUACUUUGGGUGUCUUGUCUGUGCCUGCCUAGAAUCUGAAAAAAUAGCUGGGAUGGAGCAGGGGUAGCAAUGAAGCAGUGUCCCCACUGACUGGACUUGCCAGAACAGGCCUGGGCUAGUCAGGCUUACUCACACGCAAGGUAGGCCAUACUGCUUCUCUUCAGCUUCGGUAUCUGCCCUCCAACUCCCCUAUCUCAGAGGGGGUGUUGGCUUCUCUUCGGCUGCAUCCCAUCUUGCAUCUUCAUAGCUUCGUUGCUCCCCAGAAUCUUUGUGUUGUGGUGGUUGUGGCACCUGUUCUUAGGCCUCAUUGCAGCCAGUGCAAAGGAGUCUGAGAGGUUUGAUAAAUAAGCUGCCUGCUUUUCAUGACGGAGCAGAAACGGGGAAAAGGCUUUUGAAAGAGGACAGGACCCAGAUGAACGCCAGGUGGGAGGAGAAAAGGAGGCAGUGACUGGGGGUGCUGCCAAGUGCCUUCUUAGCUUAGGGCAGGUCCUGGUUGUCCAGCCCAAUCUGCUUCAGUAAGGUGCUGUUACAAGCAGGAUGCAAAUCUUGUUUGCUGCGCUCCCACCGGAAACCAACCCAAAAGCCAACAGGGGAUGAAAGAUGCUAACUGCAGAAAAUCCACUAAUAAUCUCAGUCAGCAGAGUGGUGUCCUUGUUAAAGCACAUGCCUGGCCUCUGCUACACACUUGCUGUGACCUUGCCUCUGUCCAGGGCUAUAAUUCUGGCUCACAGGGGUGGUGAGGCUGCAUUUAUCAUUGGCAGAUGCUUUGGGAUCCUUUGACGAAAGGUGCUAGAGGUGACGGGUGAAUAAAAUGAAAAAACUACAUUUAAAACUGUCAGAUUUCUUUUAAAAAUCCAAAUCCACAAAGAGCAGCGGUGCAGCUCCCCCUCCCUUGAUGUAGCGGCGUCUGAUGCUGCACCGUGCCAGAAGGCCUUAGGGUGGAGGCUAGUGGAGAUAAAACCACACUGGGGAGAGCCGUUUGGCAGGGGUGCCUUUCCUAGAUAUGCAGCAGCUGGCACUCAUGCAGCUGGCUGCCCAGGCCUUGGCUACUGCUGCUCCAGCUGUGUGGAGUGUCUGAGCAUGUCUGAGAGCCCAGCCGCGCUGUCCAUCAUCAGCAGGAUGAAGGCGCUGAAGAGCGCAGGUGGAUGUACAGGCGUGGGAGAGAGCAAGUUGCAUUAAUUGACUAAAUGGUGGAAAUGAGCAACUUGGCAGUGGAUCUGACGUGUGAGGGAGUUUCCGUGGGACGCUUCCUGUGCAGGGUUUUCUGUGCACGUAACAAUUUAAGGUAUAAAUUAAACCUUUCCUCUCUCUCUUGGCUUUCAGGCUGUCUCUCUCUCUGGGCCCUCCCUUCACCUUCCAUUCUUCCUCCAAGCCCGCACUGAAUAUGGCUGCUACUAUGCAGAAUUCAAUUUGCCUUGUCAUCUGAGCAUUGCUUGACUCAGCACACAUGGGCCAUCGCCGUAUGCCCAGCAUUUGAAUCAAAGUUAACUUGUCCUUGCUCCACCCUUGACUUCCCUUCAGAGCUGACACCAGGAUUCACAAGUGCUCUUUUCUUUCUCCUGAUCUUGGCCCCUGUAUAAAUAGAAGAAUGUAUGGAGAUGCCCAGGCAGUAGUUUAGAUUGUUGUGACAUAGGAGCCUAGUGGAGGGUAGGUUUCAGAGUAGCAGCCGUGUUAGUCUGUAUCCGCAAAAAGAACAGGAGGACUUGUGGCACCUUAGAGACUAACAAAUGUAUUUGAGCAUAAGCUUUCGUGGGCUACAGCCCACUUCAUCGGAUGCGUAGAAUGGAGGGUAGUAACUGUAAAGUCUGCUGUGGAGCGGGUGUGCUGUGGUACAUUACAAGCUGUCACAGUGCUGAGUUCACAACUCCUAUCAAAGUCAGUCAGUUGCUGGUGCUCAGGAUUGGUCCCUUUCUGCCUGUGUGGAGAGUGUAGUGGCACUGGGAGAUAGCGACUGUGCUGCUCAGCUUUGCUGAAAGCAUGGCUUCUUUCUCACUUUCACUCCACAGUUCCCUGUCUCUGAGGGUUUGCUUCAGACGUUGAACUGCAUCUCAUCAGACAAGCCGGCCUCUGUUACCAGAACCGUGAAGGUGAGCAUGGCAGGGACAGCGUUCAUACCUAAACAAAUCCAGACCCAGAAAGGCCAGUGACAGCCUAAAAGUGCUAUGAACUGGAACAGUACAACAAACUAACACAUAAGCAUCUCAGACAGACAGGAUACAAGCAUCUGUUCUUUUCUGUGAGGCUCAGUGUUUGCAGCUGGUAGAAGCUGGCACCUGACGCUCAGGCAUUAAGCCCAUUCCUUUGUGUUGUACAGCAUAAGUUCCAGCGAUAAAUACAGUUUCCAAAAACUUUGAAACCACAUCUCUGUGAGGAGUUGUGUUGCCACCUGCCCUGCGAUGCUGAGUGCCUUCAAAGAUGUGCUACUGUGUUUGACAGCUCUGAUCCCAACAGUCAGCCUACAAGCAUGCAGGUCAUAACCUGGCUUCCCGUGCCCAGUUACGUUUCACAGGGUGACCCCAACACCCUCCAGUCCCAAAUUUUUACUCAAAUCAUCUACCCUGUAGUAUCCACUACACCAGUGUGACAAUCUGCUGAGGUCCCCAGAAUUAUGAGUUACUGUUUUACUCUUCUUAGCCUCCACAAGUCUGAGUCUGCCUAUUGCUAAGCUUUGUAGCAACUCCUGACACCCCAGCUUGUCUGCCCUGCCAGCAAACUCUUCAGGACUCUGCCAGUCCAAACCUGGCCUUGCAGGUAACAACAGCGAACCCUGGCUCCCAAGUUCCCCAGAGACGUUCCCCUACAGUGUCCAGCCCUCUCGCUGGAGACACAGAUGUUAUUGUUCAUUGCUCCUUUAACGAGCAGGCGAUCGAUUUAACUGGGGUUUCACAAAUACUCUCCUUUCAAUCACAGCACUGAAUUGGAUUUCUGGUAGAAGUAAAACACGUUUCUUAAACAAAAAGUCAGGGGGUUAAGUGUUACAAGCAAGCAAAAGCAAAAAUAUGCUUCUGAGACUAAAACUUGACUUCAGCAAGUUACAGCCCUUCCCUAAGCAGGUUUCUCGGGGACUUCAGCUGCUUUGGUUGAAGGAUCCAACAUUCUGUGAUGGCUUCCAGGAUGGCUUCCUGUUUCUGCUGCUUUCUCCCAGAAUUCAUUGACCCUGUUGCAAGAGCUGGGAAGGAUCCAUGCUGGUCUUCCCUUCCAGUUGACUUCCCAUCCCCCCGCUGAUUCGAAUGUAAAUAGGGCUUACAUUGUUUCGAUUCUAUAAUACUUAAUUUGCAUUGGAGACAGGCAGAAACCUUCUCUCCUGUCUGGGAGAAAACCUGUUUCUCCCUGUGUUUGGUCCCAGACUUUAAAGGAUAAUGGCAAUGAAUAUCCAUAAUUCCUCAUGUAGUGCUAAUGAAUACAUUUCACACUGAUAUUCAGCACCAGUGUGUCACAGGCUUUCCUAAAAGAUUUUGCUUGCUACACUUUUACAAUACAAUGAUAUUAUACCCAAUCAGUUCCUUCAAUUACUUAUUGUUUGAAGUUCACACACCCUGUCUUUAUAGCCCCAGUAGAUCUUUGAAAUGUGUUCUUUGAAAAGUCAGCCCACCCUAGCUUCUGUCUCCUGCUGCGGUGCAGAUGCCAGGCUGUCAUUCCACAGUUCAUUCAUGCUGCUUCAAGAGGCAGGAAGGCUUCCUGGAGGGUGCUGUCUCAACCCCAUGUUGAGAUUGUUAACUGUCAUCUUGUCGCACUUGCUCUCCUGAGGGCUUUAUUUACCUUGUCUGUAAAUGUCCUUUUCCUUGUCUUUGGUCACACCUUGCCUAAAUUACAUUGGAGACACAGUCAAGCAAGUGGAACCACAUUCUUUUGUCCGGAACAGGCGUGCAAACACUGCAGGCCAAAUCCAUGUUCAGAACGCUUUUGCAGCACAGUGUCUGUAAAGUCCUUUUUGGAUUUACUGGGCAUACACCACACAGUGAUUUUCAGGACCAGCAUGUUACCAGGUUGUAUACUUAGAUGUCACCUUUUAGAUACAGAUUAUGACAACAAUGUGUUAGGUGUGGUGAGUUUGUCAGGCCUGACACACACAGCUGACACAGAGUAUUGAACCACCCUUGGGCCUGGGUGUCAACGUCUCUCCUCUGCACCCAUAUCUGUGGUAUCUCGGAGUCUGUGACAUCCAUCGGACAGCAGCACCCGAACUGUGUCCAACUGAGAACGUCGCUGGCUGCUUGCUGGGAGGCCAAAGGCCUGCCAGCUGAUUGGGAUUAAAUGAAGGAGAUUGCAAUGGCCUGUGCAGACUGCAGGGACCCAGCAUGAGUCAAACUAAAGAGCAGCGCAUUGGGCUGGAAUGUUGCACUCGGGGACUUCUGGGAUUUCCCGGGAGUCGAACUUUUGUAUGAAAGGGAAGGUAGUCAUGGGACACCAUGUAGAACACCGCGACUUUGGGAGCUGCAGGCUGCUCCUUUUGGCCACCUUCCCAUCAACGUGUGUUGCAGCCUUCCCCUGGCAAUUGCUUCCAGGAUCUUCCAAAUCCAGUGCGAUUUGCCAGUGGGAGAUAGUGACGGUCUGAUUCCAUAUUUUCCUCUAGUGACGUGCCUUAGUGAAAGAUGGGUUUGCGUUUGGGAACAAGAGUGUCUUGCUGAUUGUCCCUUGUCUGUGACGCAGCUAUUUCCAUAGUAACAAAUUAUGAUCUAAGCAGUGGAAUUACAUCAAGCGAGGGGAAGGUAUAAUGCAGUUUUCAUUGUAAUGCAGCUGUCUCAGACAUGUCACUGGAAACCACCGCAACAGGCACCAGAAAAACAAAAGCACCCAGGAGGUGCGGCAGUGAGAUAAGUCCCAUUCCCUGUAGGGAUGUUUGUUCCCAGAGUUGCAUUUUCUUCCCUGGUUACUCACUUGAUUCUGCUCUUUCUUGGUAUUGUGUUGUUCUGAUGCCCAGACUGUAUUUAACAAGAAUUCCUGCUCUCUAUCCAGUUACAUCAGGCCCCCUACUCCUUCCAAAAGGGUAAAGGAAUCAAUUUUUACCAGUUACUUUCCAACUGAUGUGCAUAUGGGCUUUUAGCAUCCCCCACCUCCCAGCUGUCUCUGCUCAACCUGUUGCAAAUUACUUGUAUUUGAAAAGCUCAGACAGAUAAUGGCCCAGGUGCAUUGACAUCUAAUACCUUGGGGGUGUAGCCAGUCCUGGCAGUUGGCUACACCAGGACUAAUCAAAGUGGGCAUUUGGCCAGAGGGAGAGCCUACAAACUAAUUGACGGCAGAGUGACAGGACCCAGUUUUGAUUUCUGUCCAACAAACUCAGUUGGGAUGUCUCCUGUGUAAUGUGUUCUGACGGUUACGAAGACUCACUGAAAAUCGGUGUCUCUCGUCCAUGGAGUAGGCCAGAGUCACCACUGGCUUUAUAGAAGCAGAGGAUCCAAUCGAAAUACAAUGCAUAAAAGGGCUUGAGUUUCAGGCUGGUGGUUCUUUCAUGUCUGACUUCUCCAUGUGUAAAAGAAGCACAGCAUUAAAACAAACCCUGCUCACCUCUCCCAUGAAAGGCCCUGCAGCCAGUUGGCUCAGCAUUCAGAGUUCGUGCUCUGCAUUAGAUGGAUCCAACCUUCAAAGUUAUGACCCAGAUCCAGACUUCUCAGAGUUCAGGGAGAUUUGGUGUGGGCUCAUGUCUAUUUUCUUGUAAUAACGAAUUUCUCUCUAUGAAGGCGGUGGGAAAAAUGGACGUUGGAUUACAAGCUGUUGUCAUCCUUCCUUCACGCUAAGGUUUUUCCUCUGCAGGGGAGAUGUUUCCUACUCAUUUUCCCCUUUCCUUUCAGCCCCAAAGGCUGAGUCAUGAGAACACACUUUGGGCAGAAGAGACGUACAUCUCUCCCUUCCAAGCUGUUCAUGGAGUAAAUCCGAGAUGUCACUAGAGUGACACAAGGAGCUUCCUCCCCUGGGUACUGUGUCCUAUCCAGCUUCCCCAGGUGGCCCAGGCCUUGCCGGCUCAUGAGCAAAGUCCCAAAUGCAGGUUCCAAACAGGACUUAGCUAACAUGUGCAGAGGCUUAAAGAAUCAAACUAAGCAACUAAUAUUGGCAGCUGGCUUCUACCUGACAUCAAGGCCUUACAUUCCUCCAGUCACAGAUGAGGUUACUUUUCUGCGGCGUAGCAGCCACAGCUCUGAAAUGCUGAUUUUAAUUGAGACCUUAAAUUAAAUGCACAAAAAGCCUUUCAACUUUUAGGACGUUGCUGUGCAAAUGAGGAGUGUUGCUUUCUCUUAAGCAAUACUAGAGACAGAUCUGAACCAGAGCACAGGAUCCAAGCCCUUUAGACUCAGGGGAUGUUUGACCGCAUAUCUGAACUCCAGGACUCAGGCCCACCUCUCACUGUAGUAUGGGUGGUAUUCACAUGGAUUCGUAGGUCCCAUGAUGGAGAUGCAUAGUGAAUGGUCAACCAAUUAGCCACUAGCUAUGCUAUGUCAUAUCCCAUCUUGAUGUGCCCUGCAAGGAAAGCAGACUUCCUGAUAAGGUUGUUGUUUUAUAUUUAGAAGGCUCUCAUGAAAAUUCUUAAGUGUCUAUAAAGGGGAAGAAGUGGAAAGUUUUUUUGCACAUUUUUAACCAGUUUUACUCCUUCUGCAGGGGUUACUGAGCCUUUUAAAGAAGGAAAUGAACCGCCAUUUUAAUAGCAUUCUAAAGGAUUCUGAAAGCAGAAGUCAUCUUGCAUGCAACGUCGUUCUGUGGGGUAACAUGCUACUUUCAAAUCUCAUUGUACAUACUGUAGAUGAGUCACCUUGUGCUCUGUGUAGGGGUGGGGGCAGGAGAUACGAUGCUGACCAUCAUGUCAAACAACUACAGCUUCCCAAAACCAGAGAUUCAGACAAGGACGGGGGUGGGAGGGGAGCAACUGUAAAAGUAUAACUAGUUGUAACAGGUAAACUUUGGUAUCCGUGUCCAGUGGUUAGCUCUAGAUUUGCAAGCCUUGUUAUGUUGCACACACCCUCCAUUCACACCUGUCAUCAUCUUCUUCAUAUGAACUAGUGAUGAAUGACGUAGAUUGUUGUGUCCGAAUGACUCUCAGACCAGUUCUGCCCCCUUUCCCACCCAAAUCCAAGACAGCAAAGAUAGUUGAGCAACAAAAAAUUGUUGACCAUCACUAGUUUUAGUUUAUUCAUUGGGUUUUUUUCUCCCCUCUAUUUUUAAGCUUCUUUAUCUGAACACACGCAUAUAUAUAAGUGAUCAUACUCUUCAAAUACUUUAAAGGGGUUGCGUAGAAGUCGCUUGCCAUCUUUCAAAAGGCCCACCGGCACCUUGCAGCCAUGCACCUAACUAGAAAUGUAUUUGGUUGAUAUAGGUGAGAUCUGGCAUUGCCCUUCUUGCAUACACUACAGUUAACAAGGAUCCACGCAUAGAAGCUGGCAGAAAGUGGCUUCUGUGCCUUUUUAUUUUGGGGAGGUAGAGGGGAAUUUUUUUGCACUAAGAUUAUUUGUUAACCUCAAAAUGGUCAACUUGCAGGAUUUAUUAAUACCCAGGAUUAAUCCGAUGUUGUGGAGUCCUACCCAGCUAGGUGUGUAGGCUUUGCAGUCAUCAAAAUGGCAAAUACCUUGGCUGUAUCUGUACAAUGGGUCACAGAGUACAGUGGUUCGUAGUGAUUUUUUUUUCCUUCUGUGAAAUUAAACAGGCCUCUGCUUUCAGCUGUGUUGUAUUGAUCUCCAUUGUUUAUGAGGAUAGAAGCACAGGAGAGCUAAACUCUUUACUGUGUCUAGACCCAUCCUGAGGGUAAACCUUGUGUUCUGCAUUAAAAACCGUGUCAAAGCAUUGCCAAGAUAUCAAUUUGAAGUCUGAGACAGCAGAAGAUGUUAGUGGGUCAUUGGAAUUGAGUUCUUUUUUGGAUCAGUUACGUGGAAUUUCCUUCUCGUGGAGAGAACUCCUGACCUCUCCGUUGGUCUCAGACCAAGAGAUGAAUUUCUAUCCCAGUCUGGCUCUCGGGUGUAGUGAAAUGUAGCUGAAACUGUCAAAUAUAAAAUGGCAUUAAGUAUAGGGUUCAGCCUAACCAAUCAUUUAAUUAGGAAGAAGAGAUGAUUUUCAUAGCUUGGCCUUGUUCCACAUUAAGAAACUGCUAGUCAUUUGACACAGCCAGGCAUAUUAAUGCCAUGCUUCACUUGUCAAUUUCGUUUCUUUCUAAUUUUGGUUUAUUUCCACUCUGGACGUGUCAGCCCGUAUCUUCUAAAGAUUGGGUUUUAAUUUUCCUUUCCUGUUCAGAACCUGUAGCACACUGGUGUAUUUCCACUCCCGUCUGUGUAGAGUAUUGCCUUAAACAGAUCCGUUGUGUUGUGGUUUGUUUUGUUUUUUUACAGUCAGUUUUAUGCAUUAAUUUAUUUUCAAAUGUGUUUUUUGGAAAACAUGAAACAUGUAUAAUAUUUUUUUAACAUUUCCAUUGCAGUAUUUAUCAUUGUUACUGGUUGUGUGUAGUGUAACAGAAUUAACGAUAUUAAAAAGCAUACAUAUGAAA
Molecule: messenger RNA, 14896 nt
Organism: Gopherus flavomarginatus (Mexican gopher tortoise)
Lineage: Eukaryota; Metazoa; Chordata; Testudines; Testudinidae
Gene: FAM219A
Product: family with sequence similarity 219 member A
Exons: 6
Coding region: 54-611 (185 amino acids)
Source: RefSeq, a predicted model, not a curated record